Cryptomeria japonica (Japanese cedar) is the source of this 3006-nucleotide messenger RNA. RefSeq names its product ribosome biogenesis protein BOP1 homolog. Gene Ontology annotation, biological process: ribosome biogenesis; maturation of LSU-rRNA from tricistronic rRNA transcript (SSU-rRNA, 5.8S rRNA, LSU-rRNA). Gene Ontology annotation, molecular function: ribonucleoprotein complex binding; protein binding. The record is from RefSeq and is a predicted model, not a curated record. Gene Ontology annotation, cellular component: preribosome, large subunit precursor; PeBoW complex. NCBI's taxonomy places the organism in Eukaryota, Viridiplantae, Streptophyta, Pinopsida, Cupressales, Cupressaceae. The coding region runs from base 232 to 2460 and encodes 742 amino acids. The transcript has 16 exons.
AAACACUGAAGAUCACUCCCCCAAGAAACAAGUCUACCUUGUGCUAUAAUGAAACCCUAGCGGGUGUCCGCACGAACACGGCAUUUAGGGAGAUCAGCUUUCUCCUAAUUUAUAAUUUCAAAAUAGUAAAAAGGCUAACAAUAUCAUCUCGACGACUGAAAUAUUUGAAUAAAUUCUAGUAUAGCACUAGCAAUUGCAGGCACACACGCAGAAGCGGAAGUAGCCUGCAAGAUGAAGCAGGAGCAGAAGGAUCACCCAGAGGAAGAGGAAGAAAUAAAAGGAGGAGGCAGUGAAAGUGAUAGUCUCUCUACAUCAGAUGAAGAAGAAGAGUAUACAUCUUCAGAUGAUGACCCUGUAGUGAGCUCUGACUAUGAAGAUGAGGAUGACAAUGUACUUGCAGACCAAGAUACCAAUGAGAUUGACGAAGCCGUGUUAGAUUAUAUGCAAACUCUCAAUACCCAUUCUCAUCAACUAAACCCUCCCGCAGAUGAAAAAGAUGGUGACAGGCCUGAUACAGUCGAAGAGAGUGAUUCUUCAGAUGAAAAAGAUGGUGACAGGCCUGAAACAGUCGAAGAGAGUGAUUCAUCAGAAGACGAGGUUCCUUCCAGAAAUACUGUUGGCGAUGUUCCCCUCAAUUGGUACAAGGACGAACAACAUAUUGGCUAUGACAUUGGUGGUAAAAAGAUUAAGAAGCAGCCUAAAAAAGACCAGCUUGAUUCCUUCCUUGCUCAAGCAGAUGACUCCAAGGAUUGGAGAAAAAUAUAUGAUGAAUACAAUGAUGAAGAGAUUGAGCUAUCUAAAGAUGAAAUCAAGUUGAUAAAUAGAUUACGCAAAGGCAAAGUACCACAUGCUGAAGUGAAUCCGUAUGAGCCUUAUGUUGAUUGGUUUGAUUGGGAAGAUAAAGGGCAUCCUUUGUCUAAUGCACCAGAACCCAAGAGGAGAUUCAUCCCAUCAAAAUGGGAAGCUAAGAAGGUUGUGAAGCUGGUCAGAGCUAUUCGUAAGGGAUGGAUAACUUUUGAGAAACCUAAAGAAAAGCCUCGCUUUUAUUUGAUGUGGGGAGACGAUUUAAAAACAUCUGAAAAAGCAGCUAAUGGGUUGACUUAUAUCCCAGCUCCAAAACCAAAGCUACCUGGGCACGAAGAAUCAUAUAAUCCUCCACCAGAAUAUAUUCCAACACAGGAGGAGAUCAAUUCAUACCAGCUAAUGUAUGAGGAAGACCGUCCUAAAUUCAUUCCCAGAAGGUAUGAGUCAUUGAGAAAUGUUCCAACUUAUGAAAGGUUCAUUUCAGAAAUAUUUGAGCGAUGCUUGGACCUAUACAUGUGCCCAAGAACUAGGAAGAAACGGAUCAACAUUGAUCCUGAGUCGUUGAUCCCCAAGCUUCCUAAGCCUAAAGAUCUUCAGCCUUUUCCUUCUAUUUUAUUCCUUGAAUAUAAAGGUCAUACAGGUGCAGUUUUAUGUAUAUCAGCAGAAUCAUCAGGGCAAUGGCUUGCUUCUGGUUCAAUAGAUGGUACUGUACGUAUUUGGGAUGUGGCAAAUGGACGUUGUAUUGAACUUUGGGACAUUGGCAGGCCCAUUCGCCAUAUUGCAUGGAACCCAGUAUCUGAGAUAUCGAUUUUGACAAUUGCUGUGGAUGAAGAAGUUCUUGUAUUGAAUACUGGUCUUGGAAGUGAAGAAGAUCAAGAAAAAGCUGCUGAAUUAUUGCGGAUGAUCAUAUCAACUGACACUUCAGCUGAUGAUACCUCUCUAAUUAAGUGGACUCAACAUGAAAAGUUCAAUGCUCUCAAAUUAAUCCAUCAGAAGCCUGUACACUCAAUAUCUUGGCAUCAUAAAGGAGACUACUUUGCAACAGUUUCACCAGAUGCUAAUACCAGGGCAGUACUUAUUCACCAGCUAUCUAAGCAGCAAACUCAAAACCCUUUCAAAAAAAUGCAUGGUCAUGUUGUUUGUGUUCUUUUCCACCCAAGCAGACCAAUUUUCUUCGUUGCUACCAAGAUGCACAUCCGGGUUUACAAUCUUGUAAAGCAACAGCUUGUGAAGAAGCUUGUUACAGGUCUGCAUGAGGUUUCGUCCAUGGCCAUCCAUCCUGGAGGAGAUAAUCUAAUUGUUGGAAGCAAGGAAGGCAAAAUAUGCUGGUUCGAUAUGGAUCUUUCAACAACUCCUUACAGAACUCUGAAGAAUCAUUCUAAAGAUGUCCUUGCUGUUGCUUUUCACCAUUCAUAUCCUCUGUUUGCAUCGUGCUCUGAUGACUCUACAGCACAUAUUUUUCAUGGAAUGGUUUAUUCUGAUUUGCUUCAGAACCCUUUAAUUGUUCCUUUAAAGGUGCUUCGAGGACACAAGAGUGUAAAUGAAAGAGGUAUUUUGGACUGCAAAUUUCAUCCUAAGAACCCUUGGUUGUUUACAGCAGGGGCUGAUUCAGUUGUGAAACUCUAUUGCGAUUCAGUUGUUAUUCCUUUCAGGUGAUUUGAUUAUUUUAAGGGGAAGUUCGUAUGCAAAGUUCAUGAUGGGAGAGCUCAAUGACAGCACAGAUUAUUGUAAUGGAGAAGUUCGUAUGCAAAGUUCAUGAUGGGAGAGCUCAAUGACAGUACAGAUUAUUGUAAUGGAGAAGUUUGUUAAUUGAUUCUGUAUUUAUAUUUGUAGGACGAGGUUUUGGUGAAAUUAGCUUUGUAGAAGCAUCAGUAAUAUGUACUUUAUACAAAGAGGGGACAAUACUCAUGCUUAAAGCAUAUCAAGAUAGAACCAUUAUUUAUCUGACAUUCAAAGCUCUGUGUAGGUGUAUGUGCCAAUGUCUUAUUUCCUUGAGGCUGUUAUGUGAGAUACUUCUGGGAGACUUGGUGUAUAAUGUCUUGUUUGUUUUAAGCACAGUUUUGGGUAUUAAAUUUUAAAGAGUCAUUUGACCUCAAAGAAGAGGUUUAUAAUGUGAAAUUCCUUGAAACACUUGGCCUAUAAAUUUUGAGUUUUAAUAUUUUCAAAUGUGCAUCAAUUCAAAGCAUUUCCUCAUUCACUUCA